AUGGUGAGUCUUAUAAACAUCCAACCAAUGAGCAGGGAGAUAGCGGAAUGGCUUAUUCAAAGGGAAGAAAUAUUGGAUGGAAGUAUUUAUGGAAUAGUUGGAAAACGUUUGGUUAAAGCUGCUCAAAAAUUUGGCAAUCUGAACCAUCAAGAAAAGAAAUGGAUAUUGCAGAAAUGCUUGAAGCUAUCCUUUCGUGGUAUAUUCAUGCAACGAUCAGGCUUAGAUCAAAAAAUUCUCAAGAGUCUAUUGAAAUUACAGAGGGAACUCGAUAUUACAGCAGAUCAGCAAUUUAUGUGGUUGUGCUUGUUGCCAAAUGCUUUCAAAGAGAAAUGGCUUUUGCUUGCUUCAGUAAUACCUGCGUUGAAACGUGAUGAGGUAUGUAUAAAUUGUGAAAAUAUAUUGAUGUCAGUACUGUGGAGAGCUCAAGCGUUUCAUUCUAGCGGUUCCGUGACAUCUGAUUGUGUACUUGCAUGGUUCAUUAGUGAUAGCAGUGAUCGUCAAAAUUGUGCUCAGUUUUUGGCAAACUGCUUAUUAUCUUCCAAUCGAAUGCGUCGCUUAAAUUGCUCACGGUUUUGGCUGGCGAAAUUAAACAGUAAUAUCAAGUCUAAAUUGAUAAUGAAAGAUGCUGCUGAAGUUAUCAUGCAAAUGAUUUCGGCAGAAAAUCGAUCAUUCGAGCAAUCCAAUGAAGAUUAUUACCUUACUGAAGAGGAAAUGUAUGAUUUGAUAUUCUGGAAUCAAGAAUGCGAAGAAAUGGUUUGGAUGCGUUAUGAUCGUCUUUUAUACGGAUGGAUUUCUAUUCAAAGAUUUUUUAUUCGUGCAUUGGAAAGCAAUGAAAUUAACUUAUUGCACAAAUGUCUGACCUCAUACCAUUCAUUAUUACGUCUGGAUGCACUUGAAUUAUCGAACAAACUGAUGAAUAAAA
Molecule: messenger RNA, 922 nt
Organism: Acanthocheilonema viteae
Lineage: Eukaryota; Metazoa; Nematoda; Chromadorea; Rhabditida; Onchocercidae
Source: the annotation of a GenBank genome assembly